AUGGAUCUGAUCAGAUCCUGCUUGGAAAACAAUGACAAAUUGAAGCAGUUUUUUGAUAAAUCUAUUUCCACAAUGUUUAUGAAGGUUUAUCAACAAGAUCAUGAACCAAGUACUAUAGAAGUAGUAACUGAAUUUGUUUAUUCCACAGUUCCAUCAUUUUUUGGAAAAUUGGUUGGAAAUCCUCAUCAAUGGGAAUUAGAAUCAGAACAUUUUUCCAGCGCAUCAGAGUAUCUCAUUUCAAGAACAAUGCCAGAAGAUUUAAGAAAUAAUUGUUUAUCUAUCUUGAGAACAGUUAUGGAUUUUAGUUUCAGUGAACAAUUUUAUGAUAAAUAUGGUGUCAACCAAGAAUUUCUCACAAGGAGAGUGAAACAGUAUCUUUGGGGAUCACGAAAACUGUUACAAGAUCAAGUUAUUGAACAGAUUCCAGAAUUCUCAGAACAUCUUCGUACAGGUGUCAAAUCUUUCGAUUUUGACAAGAUUGAGAUUGAAUUCUGUGAUAAUUAUAAAGCAACUGUUGAACCAAAAACGAGUGGUGUUGAAUUUGGUGAGAUAUUAUCAUUGAAACUCGGAGACGAAACAAUUGUCAGUUAUUUCAUUAAAGGAUUUACUGGCUAUCCAAUCAGAAAUCAUUGUCACGGAUCUGAAGAUGUUUGGUUUGAAGAAGAAUUUUUUGACGAAGAAAAUUCUUUCUCGUCUUGGUAUUAUCCAUAUCCCAAAUUAAAGGAUGCACUUGCUUACAAACUUCUUGAAAGCUUUGGUUUGGGUCCACAUGUUGAAUUUGUAAUUAAUCCAUAUAUUUCACGCGGAUUUUAUAUUGCAACUCGAGAUUUAACAUAUGGAGAUCAAACAUUUAGGGAGCUCGAAAGUGAGCUGAUCAAAACCCUCGACUUAGAUUAUUUUAUCUUACUACAUUACACGCAACAUCCAGAAGAAUUUAUUGGAUUCAAAGAAAGAAUUACAACAAUUGAUAUCAUUGGCCGGAUAUUAUGCUUAGCAGAUCUGAACAAAGGAAAUAUCCGAUUUCUUUUAAAAGGAUCUAAUAAACAUAAACCUUCUUAUUUUCUCAGACACACUGCUGAUUUACUUCCACAAAUCAUAGACUUCAAAGUUUUCAAAAUGCCUGAAUGGUUAAGAGAAUAUUAUGGAAAUCAAUUCCGUAUUGGAGAAAAUCAUGGAGAGUAUAAAGGAUUGUGUAUAAUACCAAAAAUACUUCAGUGCAGACCAGAUGAAGAGAAAUUUCUCAUGGGAUAUAAAGCAAUCAAGAACAUUAAAGAAAUGUUUGAAAAUCUAAAACCUGCUGAAAAUCAAAAUAGUCUUGAAGAUAAUGACGAAGCUAUAUUAAGAGAGUUUCUUAAGCAAAAGGCAGAUGAAGUCAAAGCAAUGUUUCUCAAGCGCAGAGAUGAUUUACCUGUUCUCAGGAACAGAACGAAUGCAGAACUUAUCGGCUUCGAGUUCAAAAGUCUUUCAAAAUUAAAAGAAUCUAAAGAUUCUAAAGAUUCUAAAGACAAUAAAUGUGAAGAACAUAAACAUGUCAAAUAUAUUGAAGAUUCAUUUGAAGAACUUGACAAGUAUUGCGAAGAUAUCAUCUUAAACUAUCAAACUCUUAAGAAAUACAUUAACGAUGGAUAUCAUGAAUAUUAUGAUGACGAAGGAAAUCUCAUUAAACAUUCCGAAUAUUUCGAGUACUACCCGAAAUAA
This is a messenger RNA of Trichomonas vaginalis G3, 1698 nucleotides long. RefSeq names its product protein CBG06246 family. The record is from RefSeq and is a predicted model, not a curated record. Lineage: Eukaryota; Parabasalia; Trichomonadida; Trichomonadidae. Bases 1 to 1698 code for a protein of 565 amino acids. The transcript has a single exon.